UAAAUACUGAGAGAAAGCUGUUGACAUUGUAACAUUCAAUAUACAACUGCAAUGCCACCAGCUCCUGCUGCACCUUCUAAGGGGGCCAAGAAGGCUUCCAAGGCCAAAUCUUCUCGAGCUUCGGGUGAUAAGAAACGUAAGAGAAGGAGGAAGGAAAGUUAUUCCAUCUACAUCUACAAAGUAAUGAAACAAGUCCACCCCGACACUGGUAUUUCCAGCAAAGCUAUGUCUAUCAUGAACAGUUUUGUCAACGAUUUGUUCGAAAGAAUAGCUUCUGAAGCCAGCCGUUUGGCUCACUACAACAAACGUUCAACCAUCAGUAGCCGUGAGGUCCAGACUGCUGUCCGUCUGCUUCUCCCUGGCGAGUUGGCCAAACACGCCGUCUCUGAAGGUACCAAGGCUGUCACCAAAUACACCAGCAGCAAGUAGAUAAAACUAUUCUACUGUUAAUGUCUUUGACAACGGCCCUUUUCAGGGCCAUUUAACAUUUCAAAGUUAGUCGACUUGGUCUAAUUAUCAUUUAUAUGAGCUAAGCAAAGUCCGAAAAAUUUUAAAGCUAUUUGAACAUUCAUCUAUAUUUAUCUUUUUUUUUUCCAUUCCUGAAAUGUAAAAUAUUUGAAAUCAAUAAUCAUAACACUUUAUUCAUCUACAAUGAAUUCAGAUCAUUUUAAAUGUUUAUCUUUAACGUUGUAAUAAAAAACUAAAUCUAUCA
Messenger RNA from Octopus bimaculoides (California two-spot octopus), 712 nucleotides. RefSeq names its product histone H2B. Gene Ontology annotation, molecular function: protein heterodimerization activity; DNA binding; structural constituent of chromatin. Gene Ontology annotation, cellular component: nucleosome. The record is from RefSeq and is a predicted model, not a curated record. NCBI's taxonomy places the organism in Eukaryota, Metazoa, Mollusca, Cephalopoda, Octopoda, Octopodidae.